Molecule: messenger RNA, 524 nt
Organism: Nyctereutes procyonoides (raccoon dog)
Lineage: Eukaryota; Metazoa; Chordata; Mammalia; Carnivora; Canidae
Product: trehalase-like
Exons: 5
Coding region: 1-513 (170 amino acids)
Biological process (GO): trehalose catabolic process
Molecular function (GO): alpha,alpha-trehalase activity
Source: RefSeq, a predicted model, not a curated record
AUGCCCCGGCUGCCUGGCUCCAGAGCCCAGAGCUGCCAGGGCCUCCACGGCCCGGCCUCCUCCAACCUCGACACCGUGAAGCCCGAGGUCCUCAGCCACCCGGAGCAGUUCUCUCUCCUCUACGCAGCACACCCCUUCAUCGUGCCUGGGGGGCACUUCACCGAAUUCUACUACUGGGACUCCUACUGGGUGAUGGAGGGGCUGCUCCUCUCCGAGAUGCCCCAGACGGUGAAGGGCAUGCUGCAGAACUUCCUGGAGCUGGUGCGAAUCUAUGGCCACGUCCCGAACGGGGCCCGCGUGUACUACCUGCAGCGGAGCCAGCCCCCGCUCCUGACCCUCAUGAUGGACCGCUACGUGAGCCACACCAACGACACGGCCUUCCUCCGGGACAGCAUCGGGACCCUGGCCUUGGAAUUGGACUUCUGGACGCAGAACAGGACCGUCUCUGUGAGCUCGGGGGGGAAGAGCUACGUCCUGAAUCACUACGCCGUCCCUUAUGGGGGACCCAGGUAAGGAGCUGCCUG